AUGUCUUUCCCUCGUCUCAAUAGUCGAUCACCACCCCGCUCCAGUACCACCUUUGUCCGUUCAUAUUUGCCUCCUUCGUCGUCAAUGUCAUUGCCCCCGCAGUUAGCCAAUGUUCUCGCCGCUUUCCACCCUCGGAAACCGAAGCAACGAGCCACUUUCGUCGCCCUGAUCAUCCUCGUGUGUCUUUCCAGCUACAUUUUCAUCGCAAACAGCGCCUCCUUUUCCCCAGCUAUGGCUCUCCGGCGGUCGGACUCGGCUGCCGCAGAGCAGCUGGCUAUAGCCUUGGAGACGAUUCAAAACUCGCGACUGGCCGGCGGGUCAGGCCACAAGCACCUGAAAGGGGGUCAUCAUCGAAAGAUGUCUCUGAAGCUUGACCAAGCGCAGGAACUCGCUGCCGUUACCAGCUUUCUUGCGAGCCUUCCUCAGAAUGUCAUCCCUCCCUCCGUAGACCCGUCAAUACCAAUCGACCCUUCGUUAGUGUUGGACUUUGAUACACGGGGGCCACGCGCUCGUGAGGAAGUCAAGGCAAUGGUUGAGGAUGUUUGGCUAAGAAAUCCAGUUUUCCUUUGGUCAAAGGUGUAUUCGCCUGCGUCACGAGAAAUCAAAAGCAUUCUUGCAGAUCUAUAUCUCCGUCCUGCGCCUACUAUCAUAGACGUUGACAUCCGGGACGAUGCAGACGUGCUAAUACCCAUGCUUGCCCGCCUCACUUCUUAUCCCGAACUCCCCGUGUUGCUCAUCGGCGGCAAGCCCGUUGAUACAUCUGUCGAUAAUAUUCGUGCUCUAGAAAAGAGUGGUGAAUUACAAAAGAUGAUCACGGAGGCUGGUUCCCUUAUCAAUGGCUCGAAGAAGAAGAAAAACAGAAAAUGA
This is a messenger RNA of Psilocybe cubensis, 867 nucleotides long. RefSeq lists its product as uncharacterized. Gene Ontology annotation, biological process: cellular response to oxidative stress. The record is from RefSeq and is a predicted model, not a curated record. NCBI's taxonomy places the organism in Eukaryota, Fungi, Basidiomycota, Agaricomycetes, Agaricales, Agrocybaceae. Gene Ontology annotation, molecular function: glutathione disulfide oxidoreductase activity. Gene Ontology annotation, cellular component: fungal-type vacuole; Golgi lumen; cis-Golgi network. Bases 1 to 867 code for a protein of 288 amino acids. The transcript is spliced from 2 exons.